This is a messenger RNA of Zeugodacus cucurbitae (melon fly), 2109 nucleotides long. RefSeq names its product maltase A3. Lineage: Eukaryota; Metazoa; Arthropoda; Insecta; Diptera; Tephritidae. Gene Ontology annotation, biological process: carbohydrate metabolic process. The coding region runs from base 11 to 1876 and encodes 621 amino acids. The record is from RefSeq and is a predicted model, not a curated record. The transcript has 6 exons.
UUUAGUCAAAAUGUCGCUGCGGCGUCUAUUAUUGUUUUUAUUAGUGUCAAUUUGUGGUGGCGUCGCCAUUGUGAGCGCUGGCGGCUUUCCAAAUUAUCAUGCGCAUUUUGAUUUUAUCGGGUGGGAUAAGCAUAGCACUGCGAAUGCGGCGCAGAAGUGGUGGCAAUCGGCGGCGUUCUAUCAAAUCUAUCCAAGGUCAUUUAAAGAUAGCAACGGCGACGGGGUGGGCGACCUGAAGGGCAUCGCUGAGCAGCUGCCUUAUCUAAAAGAAAUCGGUAUUGCGGCAACAUGGCUUUCGCCCAUCUUCACCUCGCCUAUGGCGGACUUUGGUUACGAUGUCGCCAAUUUCACCGAUAUUGAUCCAAUUUUCGGUACACUCGCUGAUUUCGACGCGCUGAUCGCUAAAUCACGUGAAGUUGGCGUGAAAAUAAUAUUGGACUUUGUGCCGAAUCAUUCGAGCGAUGAGCAUGAAUGGUUCAAAAAGUCGGCCGCAGGCGACAAGGACUUCAAAGACUAUUACGUUUGGCACCCGGGUCGUCUGGUGAAUGGCACGCGUCAGCCGCCAACGAAUUGGAUGAGUGUUUUCCGUGGCUCGGCGUGGCAGUGGCAUGAUACGCGAAAAGAGUAUUAUUUACAUCAGUUUCUGAGUAAGCAGCCUGACUUGAAUUAUCGCAAUCCGAAAGUGCGCGCUGCCAUGAGUGAGGUGCUGCGGUUUUGGUUACGACGGGGCGUCGCCGGUUUUCGCAUUGACGCAGUACCGUUUGCAUUCGAGAUAGCGCCCGAUGCUAGUGGCAACUGGCCCGAUGAACCACGUAAUGACUGGGUUAUCGAUCCGGAUGACUAUAAUUUUGUUAAGCACAUCUACACCGUGGACCAACCAGAGACUUUGGACUUGGUGUAUGAAUGGCGACGUGUGCUGGAUGAAUUUCAGAAAGAAAAUGGUGGCGACGAACGUGUCAUGCUAACCGAAGCAUAUUCACCUAUCGACGUCGUUAUGAAGUAUUAUGGCAAUGAUACGGCAGAGGGCGCGCAGAUACCUUUUAAUUUUCUCAUGAUCAACUGGCUGUCGAAUGACUCAGAUGCAUAUCACUUUGCGGAGACUGUGAAUACAUGGUUGAAGAGCAUGCCAGUCGGACGCACAGCAAAUUGGGUGAUUGGAAAUCAUGAUCAAAAUCGCGUUGGCUCUCGUCUGGGCGCCGAUCGUAUCGACAUGUUGAACAUGCUUACGAAUAUGCUGCCCGGUGUGAGUGUCUCAUAUUAUGGCGAGGAGAUCGGCAUGACUGAUGUAUGGAUCUCGUGGAAUGAUACUGUGGACCCCUCAGCUUGUCAUACGAAUCCGGAUAUAUAUCAAAAGUUCUCGCGUGAUCCCGAGCGUACUCCGUUCCAGUGGAGUGAUGCCGUUAAUGCCGGUUUCAGCACUGCUAAGAAGACUUGGCUGCCUGUCUCAGAUGACUACAAGACGGUGAACGUACGGCGGGAGCGCGAUGACCCGCUGAGCCAUUUGAAUAUCUACAAACAACUACACGCGUUGCGUAAUGAAUCCACGUUACGUCAUGGAAGCGUGGAAGUGAAGGCUGUAACACAAAAUGUGCUGGCCGUGAAACGCAUGCUGCUCAAUGAUUACACAUACAUUUUGCUAAUGAAUCUAUACGACGGAUCGGAGGAAGUGGACUUAAAGCGCGCCUUUGAUAAUAUACCAGAUGAGUUUGAAUAUGUUAUUGUAACGAAGAAAAGUAAAGCAAAGAGGGGUGACACUCUGAAAGCGACGGGCAUUCAAAUAUUACCAAAGGAAGCCGUUGUUUUACGUUCGUCCACCAAAUUGACCACUACAGUAGGUUAUUAUGCUUACUACAUGCCCAAAAAUGAGAAACACUAGAGAGGCGCAUCUGUUUCUAAAAGUCUGAAUAACAUCUAUAUAUAUUAAUGAUUUGUACUGAAAAGCUUUAGAUUUUUGUAUUGUAGAACAGUGCUAAGAUUGUUAUUAGUGCUGACUAAGCAACUAUUUUCUUUAUAAAUAUUAUUUCGCAACAUUGCAAGUGAAUAAAAGUAGCCGCCUCAUUUGCUGAUAGAGUCUCUUCCUUACGUGGACAGUUAUCUCUUUUAAAGUUA